UAUAUAAAUUAAUUUUCUCUGUCGUCAUAUUAAAAAAAAAAAGAAAAGAUUAUCUGUAUUUCAAGUUUCGUGAGCGUUUGCCACCACAACAUUGUCUUCUCGGGGUUUUAGUCAUAUUUAAUGGCUUCCAAUUCAGAGAAAAAUCCUCCUCCUUCAGAUGAAAAACCCAAAUCGACGGAGGAGAAUAAGAGUUCUAAGCCGGAAUCAGCUUCUGGGAGUUCACCUUCACCAGCUAUGCCUGGCUUGAAUUUCAAUGCUUUUGAUUUCUCUAAUAUGGCUGGUAUCCUCAACGAUCCAAGCAUCAGAGAAAUGGCUGAGCAAAUAGCUAAAGAUCCUGCCUUUAACCAAUUGGCUGAGCAGCUUCAGAGAUCUAUUCCAAACGCUGGUCAGGAUGGUGGUUUCCCUAACUUUGAUCCACAACAGUAUGUCAACACAAUGCAACAAGUUAUGCAUAACCCUGAAUUUAAGACAAUGGCGGAGAAACUUGGUACCGCCUUAGUGCAGGAUCCACAAAUGUCUCCUUUUUUGGAUGCUUUUUCGAAUCCUGAAACAGCAGAACACUUUACUGAGCGUAUGGCGCGGAUGAAAGAAGAUCCAGAGUUGAAACCUAUACUAGAUGAGAUUGAUGCUGGUGGUCCUCCUGCCAUGAUGAAGUACUGGAAUGAUCCAGAAGUUCUGAAAAAGCUGGGUGAAGCAAUGGGUAUGCCUGUUGCUGGCUUACCGGACCAGACUGUUUCAGCUGAACCUGAGGCAGCAGAAGAAGGUGAAGAAGAAGAGUCUAUUGUUCAUCAAACUGCAAGUCUUGGUGAUGUUGAGGGUUUGAAAGCUGCCUUGGCAUCGGGUGGUAACAAAGAUGAAGAAGAUUCUGAAGGAAGGACAGCAUUGCAUUUUGCUUGUGGAUACGGCGAGUUGAAAUGUGCUCAAGUUCUUAUCGAUGCUGGAGCAAGUGUUAACGCGGUUGACAAAAACAAGAACACACCUCUGCAUUAUGCUGCUGGUUACGGGAGGAAAGAGUGUGUAAGCCUUCUCCUGGAGAAUGGUGCUGCAGUCACUCUGCAAAACCUAGACGAGAAGACACCAAUUGAUGUAGCCAAGCUCAACAGUCAGCUCGAGGUGGUGAAGCUGCUUGAGAAGGAUGCUUUCCUUUGAGUUUCUGGUUAAAGGAAGCUCUAAGCUCAUAUUGUCUUUGAGGCAUUUGUCUUUUGUGUGUCCUGAGCCAGUUUCACAGGCUUUUUGUGUACACUGUUUCUUAGUUCCUCUCUCCUUCUAAAUUUCUCUCUUAUGUUAUUUUGAUUCCAUUAAAAAGUCAAUAAAGAAAGAAAUAGCAAUCAAUUAUGAUUAUAUUCCUGAAGUUUA
Molecule: messenger RNA, 1356 nt
Organism: Arabidopsis lyrata subsp. lyrata
Lineage: Eukaryota; Viridiplantae; Streptophyta; Magnoliopsida; Brassicales; Brassicaceae
Product: ankyrin repeat domain-containing protein 2A
Exons: 9
Coding region: 121-1149 (342 amino acids)
Biological process (GO): protein targeting to chloroplast
Cellular component (GO): chloroplast outer membrane
Molecular function (GO): protein binding; chloroplast targeting sequence receptor activity
Source: RefSeq, a predicted model, not a curated record